GUACGAGCUCAAAAUAGUAAAGUAACCUCAAAAACAUUAUUGUUGUUAUGUGAUAUUAAUGAAAAUACAUUUAAAUAAUCUUCAAAAUGUUCAAUAUAUCAAAUAUUUAUAAAAGCUCAUGUGUAACUUCAUGUUUAGUGCUGCAGGCUCGUUACAAAACCAAGAUACAUUGGUCCAAGUUGAAGAAAAAGACUGGUCCUAAAUAUAAAGCGUUGAAUCAUUUUGAUGAGUUCUACGCUUCCGUGUUUGGGGACGCUAAAUGGCAGGCAAUGCGUGAGGCAAUGUUGCGGCGAUCAAAAUAUGUCGCUCUUGUGAAUAAUUACGGGGAUGCCGAUAAAACAAUGGAAGAACUUACUAAUAGAGGAGCCCACUGCCUGAAAAAGUUAAUAACAAUACAGCAAGAAUAUAAUAAAGAAUAUAACAUUAUUUCUGAACCUACACAAGUUGUUGAGACAGAAAAACAAUCAGAAAGGCUGACAGACUAUAUGGAAAGACAACAGACUGAUGAAAUAUCCAGCAUUUAUCCUAAUUCUGAGAACAAACCUGAGAAAUUGGAUAUGGAGGAUGGUGAAGAAGUCAAAGUAAAAAAGGUGAACCAAGAAAUGACUUUCCCAACCAAGACCCUGGAUGAAUCUAUAGCAGAAGCCAAGAUAGAUGAGUCUAGGAUAAUAGACCCGUCAAUGGGUAUGACUUCAGAGUCUCUCUACCAGUUUCUACCAGCCACUAAGCUGAAGGGAAUGGAUGAGUGGGUCCCAGAGUCUGUGCAUUAUUCUUAUUAUUCCAAGGAGAAAGAUUUCCCGUUUAUAAUAGAACCAGAUGGCCCGCUAAAGUAUCCGGAGCAUUUGAAAGUUUUCACGUAUGAAAUGGACAGUGACCAAACCACUUUUCCAGAACCAAAAAGAUGUCAAACAGGAGUUUACAACUACUACCCAAUGGACUGUGGAAGCAUCCUCCCAGUGCUAGCUUUGGACUUGAGCCCCGGUGACAGGAUGCUCGACCUUUGCUCAGCCCCCGGGGGCAAAGCUCUAGUCGCACUACAGACGUUACUGCCAGACAUAGUCGUGUGUAACGAUAUCUCUAUAUCUAGGUUGAAUAGAAUUCAGCGAUCGUUCCGCGAAUACUUGUUUGAUUUUGAAACGAGCAACAAAUGGCGGGAGCGUGUCAUCUUCAAGAGGGUGGAUGGACGACUCUACACAGAUGAUCUAGGCUUUGAUAAAGUCCUAGUAGACGUUCCAUGCACCACAGACAGACACUCGAUAAACGAGGAUGAGAACAACAUCUUCAGGCCUGACAGAGUCAAGGAGAGGCUCCGGAUACCUGAGAUGCAGUCGCAGUUACUAGUUAAUGCUCUUCGGCUGGUGAAGGUCGGCGGGACAGUGGUGUACUCCACGUGUUCCCUGAGCCCCAUACAAAACGACGGAGUCGUCCACAUGGGGAUGAAGCAAGCAUUCGAGAAUAAUAACAUUAUCGUUAAGGUCAAGAACAUGUCAGUGACGAUGUCAGGCUUCACCAGCACGCUAGUUCUAGGCACAGGUUCCGCGGCGCCUAAAUACGGCCAGCUAGUGACGCCUUCUGUCGGCGCCAACUUCGGACCGUCAUAUAUCGCCAAACUUAUACGUAUGCGAUAGUAAGGUGUUACUCCGUUUUGAAAGG
This is a messenger RNA of Spodoptera exigua (beet armyworm), 1653 nucleotides long. The record is from the annotation of a GenBank genome assembly. Lineage: Eukaryota; Metazoa; Arthropoda; Insecta; Lepidoptera; Noctuidae.